Molecule: messenger RNA, 3461 nt
Organism: Athalia rosae (coleseed sawfly)
Lineage: Eukaryota; Metazoa; Arthropoda; Insecta; Hymenoptera; Athaliidae
Product: F-box only protein 21-like
Exons: 9
Coding region: 757-2595 (612 amino acids)
Molecular function (GO): protein binding; DNA binding
Source: RefSeq, a predicted model, not a curated record
AAGUGAUUUCAAGUCCGUAACUUGAGAUCGAACGAUUGAAAUUCUAUUUCAGUUAGGCGUUAUUACGCGGUGUGAAUUAUUUAUACGAGAACAUACGGUUCUUCGGAUUCUACGAUUACAUUAUUGGGAGUAUGACCUAAUCAGUCUUCCAGGAACUUGAGAAUUUCAUUUCUGGAUUAAUUCGACUUGAAAAAUAUGAUCUAUUAUCAUGCAUGGCGGUAUAAUUAUCGCGCUAAAAAUCGCAAGAUGAAUAAUUCAUUCAUUAUUCAUUGAUCGUUUGCGCGCAUAUACAUAUGUAUGCUGCACAAUUGUUGUAGCCCCUACACAUUAUCAAAUAUAAUUGUUCGAAGGUGUGGUUUCAACAAAUUUGACAAUAAUUAUGUACAUGAGUUCAUCGGUGUGUGUGAACGAAUAAUAACGUACGGCGUAUAAAUGAAGACUGAUUCUCAAUGAUCUCUGACGUCCUUGUCAAAACGAAUAUUAGCGCGUUUCUUCACGAACAACCGGUAUGCGAUUGGAAAUGUCGGUAACCUGAAUCACUUUUCGACUCCUCACCUUGUCCUCACCAUGUUAUUAGCUCCCCAAGGAUGGCGCCACCACUUUCUUCAUGAAACUCGACGCGGUGUUAUGAGCAACAGCAGUCGCGGAAUGACGUUUUAUCACAAGUUGUGAGUUUGUAAAUAUUCGUAACAGUCGGAUAACGAGUAGUGAACAAUAAAGUAUCUUUUGGCUAGUGAUUUCUUUGAACAAGUGAGAAUGGUGUCCAAGUCUCCAAUAACUUCAUUGCCAGCUGAAGUCAUCGAGUACCUGCUCGAAGAUGAUCAAGUUGAAAUGACAGAUAUCAUAAACCUGGCCUUGACGUGCAGGCAGUUAUACAUGCUUAUUACAGGAAGCAACAAACUGUGGAGAGAAAAGUUUUUUCAAAGGUGGCCGUACCUGAAGGAACUUUAUGAAGCUAAUGAAAAAACUAAAACAGUGGUGACAAAUUGGUUGGAUGAAGUUAAGAAAUCGCUGAUGUAUAGAAAGAAAUUACGACAUCAACUGUCACUAAUGUCAGCCAAAUAUUAUGAGAGACAAGAGCUUUCCAACUCAGAUUUAAAGGAGUUUGAUCCGCCAGCAACCUGUUCACUAGCCUGCCAUUUCCAAAUCGAUGAGCUUAUAACUCUUAUCCAUUCUCCAGCCAAAGAAAGUAAUUUGACUCACCAGUACUACGCCUACAAGGUCGUGAGAUACCUAAGACAGAAUUACCUAAAAGAAGAGUGGCGUGCAUACGUUAAUUUGCCUCCAGUGGAACAGAUAUUGGAGCAAGGGGCUGUUUUUGUAGCACAGUGGAGCCAACCGGAAUUGCGAAUUCCAUACUCAUACGUGUCUUCUAUGCUGGAUAAUAUCGCGGAUCAAAUCAAAGAAUAUCUAAGAGAUCAAAACCCCUCUCACCCGAUAUGUUCCACAAGCAAGGAACAAUUUGAGCUAUGGAAACGAACAAAUAUCGAUGAUAAUCAAUGGGGUAGUACUGAAACCAGACAAGUUAUAGCGGCACUUUGUGAAGUUAUGUUUAGACGCCUUGGUUUUCAUGGAAACAGUGAAAUGUUCUAUUCCUCGGAAAAUUCUUUUAUUAAUCGGGUACUGGAAAGUAGACAUGGUAUUCCCAUUACAUUGGCCAUAGUCUUUGAGAGCGUGGCCCGAAGAUUAGGUGUUCGUUGUGAACCAGUCAGUUUUCCUGCCCAUUUCUUAUUACGUUGGAAGGAGAAAUAUAAUACCCCAGAAUCCGAGGAUGAUGAGAGUUUCUACAUUGAUGUGUUUAAUGGAGGACAAUUGCUCACCAAGAGUAGUUGUCCAAGAGUUGGCGGGGUCUCACGAUGUCCCAUUCAGCGAUAUAACGUUCAUAAUAGUGCAACAGCCAUAGAGGUUAUUGAACGUAUGGCAAGUAAUUUGGAAGUUGCAGGGAGACAACGCACCCAGCUUAACGGCAGGGCAGCCCGUCUUCGAUCGGCGUUAGAAUUAUUACAUCUUGUCCAACCAUAUGAUACAACCACCAUAUCACACCUUACACGUUUUUACAUGCUUCACCGAAUGGAUCUAAGUGGAAUAGUAAGCACACUCAAUGCGAUAGAUCAGGAUCUAAAGAUCGAGUCGAGAGGACAAGCUCGUUACAUACUAACUAUGAUUGGGGAUUUUGAACGGUACAUUAAAGUUGUACCAGAGGAAGAAACGCCACCGAAAAAAAGAGUGCCAGAAUUGAAGUAUGCUAUUGGAAUGAUUAUGAGGCAUCGAACUUCUGACUACAUGUGUGUGAUAACUGGAUGGGAUCCACAUUGCGCAGCCCCUACAGAGUGGAUGACUGAAAUGGGUGUUGGUGAGCUUUCUGGUGGAUCUAACCAGCCUUUUUACGACGUCUUUGCAGAGGACGGAUCCUUACGUUAUACUGCUCAAGAAAAUUUAACACCUGCUAGUCCCGCGGAGUUAGUGCAUCAUUACGAGAUGGGGCGAUAUUUUUGUAAGUUUAAUGGUACACAUUAUGUACCUAAUGCCGAAAAAUCCAGAGAAUAUCCAGAGGAUGAAGAGGUACGCGAGCGUCUAUUAUCAUCCCAUGUUUGACGAGUGAGUUUUAUUAUUCUCAGGCUGUCGCCAAAAAAGGUGAUCCAGUUUUGUUACCUGAUUAUUUCUUCUCACUUCUACAGACUUGCAGGCAAAAUUUGUCUGCAAGAUCGCAUUAUUUAUCUGAAUUGCCGAAUUUUUUCUUUGGCAGCUAGCUUCAAUACAAUAUAAAUGUUCUUAGAGUGUAUAGCUUAUUUUUGCCUAUCAAGUAUUCAGGGUAGUUUAAAAUAAAAAUGUAUUGUGAUCCACCUUCAAGUCGCAAUGAACUUACGGUGCAUAACAAAUUUUUACAUAUAAUGGAGAGGAGAAAGAGUGAAGUAUUGGUAGAUGGAAUCGUAGAGUUUUUUGUUUUGGUUUCUUAAAAAAUUUUAGUAUAAUUACCAACAUUUGUGUAUACAUUCAUUUAUCUAGAAUCAUGUGAUAUCGCGCGCUCGCCGCGAGCAUUGUUGAACAUGAUAAUUAAUCAUUUGUCAAGCCAUUAUCAUAUUUAAAAAUCGAUUUUCACGAUCAAUAAAACUAGCUUACCUAGCAUCGCCGUGAUCUUCGGUCAUCGAUUCGUCUCAACACUGUGAAUUAACGAGGCUCAACACGUUUGUAGUUUUCUAAUCUAACUUAUGCUCACUCCACUGCACGAGAUGGAUAAUAUAAACGCGAUACAAUAACCACAUUUCGAAGAAUCAUAAAUCGCGAACAAAAAAAAACCGAACUGCUAAAACUAUGUAUUAGAUCUGCCAUUACAAAUGUCGCGAAUGUUAGAGAUUCCGAACGAGAUUCCGAAGUCGACUUAUAGUGUUGCAUGCAACACAAUCAUCGAAUAGUUUUGUCAAGUAUUAUACGUCUAGUAUGUGAAUAAAUACAAUUAAUAG